Molecule: messenger RNA, 1512 nt
Organism: Alternaria burnsii
Lineage: Eukaryota; Fungi; Ascomycota; Dothideomycetes; Pleosporales; Pleosporaceae
Exons: 4
Coding region: 1-1512 (503 amino acids)
Biological process (GO): mitochondrial respiratory chain complex I assembly
Cellular component (GO): mitochondrial inner membrane
Source: RefSeq, a predicted model, not a curated record
AUGCCUCGUAGCUGCCACGCUAUCGGUUUACCUCAUUGGAAUGGCUUCAGCACGGCCCCAGAGCAAACCACACCGCCUGGGGAACUGAAAGCAUCAGACCUCUUGAGAGAUCGCGGCAUCACGCCCACUUACAACCCUCCGGCAGGCGAGUGGUGCUACUUGGGCGCAGAUCAGCCAAAGCCCAUCGUACAGCCAGUCAAGUUUCGCGUCCAUGACCAUCGCGAGCGAAGGCGAGGAACAGACAUGAGCUGGAUGAAAAUGAGAGAGCAAGAUGAGGAUGCUAGACCGAAAACGAGCACAGCACCUAUCCAGUUUUUCAGGCAAGCGCCGAGACGAGUAAACACCAAUUCAGAGCUCACAGCGUCCUUUGAGGCAAGAUCGAUGGAGAAAAGAAGAUUGACGCUGGCGGAGGAAUUCGCUCUGCCAAAACAUAAGCCCUCGGCCGUCGCAUCAGCACGACAAGCACGCUUCCUACAUACGACACGCCCCGCCCUUCUCCAAUCCAAACCUCCCAAAACGCGCGAUCGCGGCCCCAAGAGUGAUGAAGACACACAGACCGACUUCAGCGCUCUCGACGUCCUCCGAAAUACGGUUGCGCCUGCUACGUCAAUCGAUGCCUGCACAGGCGAUGGCUUCGCACUCAACAAUCAGAUGCGCAUUAGCGGGUGCGGAAUUCUCUUAAUAGGCGGUGAAGCAUAUCGAUGGCGGCCAUGGCUACGCGAAGGAAGGAAAGAAGGUACUGUUGCUGGAGGAGGCACAGGAGAUGAUAUGAUGACGGGCAGACUGCUGAAUGCAAAGGGCCAAUGGGAAGUGCAGGAGCGGGCUUGGGGAGUGCUGGAGUUGCUAUAUCCAAAACCUGAUCUGCUCAUCGUCGGCACCGGCCCCAACACUAUCCCUCUUGCGCCUGCGGUUCGCAAAUACCUCAACGAUUUGGGCAUACGACUAGAAGUUCAAGAUACUAGGAACGCGGCGGCGCAGUUCAACCUACUUGCAACGGAAAGGGGUGUAGGGCAGGUUGCAGCAGCGCUUAUACCCAUAGCACCCGUUCUCGCAGACCUGCAGGAGCUGAAGGCGCUGACGCCCGAGAGUCUGCCGCCAGGUAACUUGAACUUUGCUACCAGGUCGCAUGCUCAGGUUCUUAAUGAGAAACUGCUGCCAAUAGGCAAGUUCAUCGGAGACUACCUAGACGGUAUUCCAGAGGCCAAGCGAGGUGUUCUCGAGUUGCGGAUAUGCCGCUAUAUUGCCGACGAAUACUGGCCGUUGCCUGUCGAAAACUUCACCUAUCUCAAGAUACAGGAGAAAUACCGCAAUGCCCUCUACAAAAAGGCCCAACGCGGGACUGGUGGGCCAACCGUCGAACCGCCGCUGCCUGACGACACAUCUUCUAGCCACCCGUCAUCUGAAGACCCACCAUCGGAGGCUGCAGGAUACAAGGAUACAUUGAGCCAAAAUCCUGUCACCAUGAGUUCAGAAGGCGUCUCAAGCGUAGGGAACAGGGAUUUGAACAGAUAG